Molecule: messenger RNA, 915 nt
Organism: Didymosphaeria variabile
Lineage: Eukaryota; Fungi; Ascomycota; Dothideomycetes; Pleosporales; Didymosphaeriaceae
Exons: 1
Coding region: 1-915 (304 amino acids)
Source: RefSeq, a predicted model, not a curated record
AUGUGGCCCUUCAAAGCACUGACCGAGGUUUUGGGCCUUCCGCUCAGCUAUAUGAAUACUAUCGGCGGCAAGCUUCUCAAGACCAACCCCCGCGACCUCGACCUCAACCUCGACCUCAAACUCGACCGCACAAUGGCUCCGUCCCCGCACCCGAUCAUCCCAUUCACGAUGUACCCUUCCGAGUCCGGCCACCCCAUUCGCUUCCUCGUCGGCCCGGCCCAGAUGCCGUUCGAUGUCCAUAGCGACAUCCUCGACGAUUGGUCACCCGCGUUCUCUCCAAACCUACUUUCCGUCAAGUCGCCUCUAGGUAUCCCGUCCAUGACGCCAGAACACUUCGGAACCUUGACCAAGUGGCUCUACGAUCGUGUCCCGCCUACGUUCAAGGCCGCCUCGGACCUGCUGCGGAUUUGCGAGUUGUGGGUUGCGGCGUGUCAGCUCGGCCUCUGGGCUCAAGCCAACACGCUCAUGCGGCUCGGCAUGGAACUCAUGCAGCCUCCGUCGUACAUCUGCUCCAAGGAUACCGUGCACUGGGUGUUCUCCAACACGCCCGCUUCAAGCCCACUCCGGGGCUACAUCAUCGCUAUCUUUGCGCAGCGGAGCCAGUUCGUGUUGGACAACACGAGUCCAUAUGACGCAGAGAUCUACCGCCUUACCGCUUCCUUCCAUCGGAAUCUUGAGCACGCGCGGAAGGUGCUUGACUGCAAGAAGGCGGGCGUUGCGUGGGGUAAGGACAGGAAUGGGCUUUUCGUCUUCGCUCCCAAGAUGGAGAAGGAGUGGAAAGAGGUGGGAGGUCUGCCGAUGCCGGAGUAUUUGGUGUGGGAUAAGGUGGGGAUGAACGUGCCGGAUAGCUUCUUUGUGCAACCGGGCACAGGGGUGUAUAGGGAGGGGCUUGCGGGGUGCUUGAAGUGGAUAUAG